ACCAGGCGUGCAUUGCUACUACCAGGCGUGCUCAGAUAGUAUGCCAGCUGAGUAUGCAGCAAGGAUAAUGUUCUAAGAGUCAAAUUUAUUCUAAUAAUGCGACCGUGUUUCUUCUUGAACCUACAACAGUUUUAGAGUUUACUGUGUGAGUUUGUGAUGGCUACUACUGAGAUGGACUCUGGGUCUUCAGAAAUCAAGUCAGAGCAAGGAACAGCUGACCCAGAUUCAAAAUAUCCACUCAAGGUUCUUUAUUGUGGAGUGUGCUCCCUGCCUACAGAGUACUGUGAGUACAUGCCUGAGCCAGUCAAGUGCAGACAGUGGCUUGAGAAGAACUUUCCAGAUGUGUUUGCCAGGAUGACUCUAGCUGCAAAUGCACCAAAGCAGGAACCUGGCUCUGGAGAACCACCUCAUGUAGGCGAAGAGGAGGAGAAGAAGAAACAAAAGAGAGGUGGAAGAGGCCAAAUCAAACAGAAAAAGAAGACUGUGCCUCAGAAGGUUACAAUAGCUAAAAUACCAAGAGCCAAGAAGAAAUAUGUCACACGGGUUUGUGGCCUGGCGACAUUUGAUAUUGACCUUAAAGACGCUCAGCGAUUCUUUGCUCAGAAAUUCUCUUGUGGUGCCUCGGUAACUGCAGAGGAUGAAAUAAUCAUUCAGGGAGAUUUCACAGAUGACAUAAUCGAUGUCAUUCAAGACAAGUGGCCUGAGGUGGAUGAUGACAGCAUUGAUGAUCUGGGUGAAGUCAAGAAGUGAAGACCAAAUAUGCACUUUCACUGAAAUGGAUGUGACCUGUAACAGCAACAGCCUGGCCAAAUGUACACAUUGUCGUUUUAUACCUAUUUUAUUCACUGUACAUAAAAAUCUGCAGACAUGGCCACUCACUUGGCUUUUUCUUUUAGUUCAUAGCUGCUUUCUGUCAUUUGCCAAAGGCGUGGUAUGACCUGAGUCCUUCACAAAUAUUCUUCACUCACUCAAAAUGUAGGCUAAUAAAUUCUCGUCUCUUGAAUUUAA
Messenger RNA from Austrofundulus limnaeus, 1008 nucleotides. RefSeq names its product density-regulated protein (gene denr). Gene Ontology annotation, molecular function: mRNA binding; translation initiation factor activity. The transcript has 8 exons. NCBI's taxonomy places the organism in Eukaryota, Metazoa, Chordata, Actinopteri, Cyprinodontiformes, Rivulidae. The record is from RefSeq and is a predicted model, not a curated record. Gene Ontology annotation, biological process: translation reinitiation; formation of translation preinitiation complex. Bases 157 to 750 code for a protein of 197 amino acids.